Molecule: messenger RNA, 263 nt
Organism: Entrophospora candida
Lineage: Eukaryota; Fungi; Glomeromycota; Glomeromycetes; Entrophosporales; Entrophosporaceae
Source: the annotation of a GenBank genome assembly
UUGAGGAGCCAUUGUCUGCCAGUGAGUUUUUUGAUCUACAUAGUUGGAUACAACAAGGUAUUCCUAAUAACCCUAUAAUAACUACUACUAUUAUUGCUAUUGUGUUAGGAUCUAUUUGGACAUUGUUCUUCUUAGAACAUUUGAAUCCAGAUAGACAGGAUGUCCCAUCUGGACAACAUCUGCCUCCACUAUCUAUUACAUCUUCAGCAUUAAUAGAAGGAGUUGUAACUCCAAAAGAUAUGAUAGCAAGAACAAGAAUCACU